Pieris macdunnoughi is the source of this 5883-nucleotide messenger RNA. NCBI's taxonomy places the organism in Eukaryota, Metazoa, Arthropoda, Insecta, Lepidoptera, Pieridae. The record is from the annotation of a GenBank genome assembly.
AUGCUAAACAGAUGUGUGACUAAAUACUUAUCAGGAGUUGGAUACAUAUUCCUGGCGAUCUAUACGGCGGAGAUGAUAAUUAAGUGUAUUGCAAAAGGAUUCAUAUUAAACAAGUAUACGUACCUACGGAAUCCGUGGAAUUGGUUGGAUUUUGUUGUAAUCACAUCUGGAUACGCCACCAUUGGCAUGGAGGUCGGAAACUUGGCCGGUUUACGAACAUUUCGUGUUUUACGAGCGCUGAAAACGGUUUCUAUUAUGCCUGGUCUGAAAACCAUCAUCAACGCACUCCUCCACUCGUUCAAGCAGCUGGCGGAAGUAAUGACGUUAACAAUAUUCUGUUUAAUGGUAUUCGCAUUAUUUGCCCUGCAAGUGUACAUGGGAGAACUGAGAAACAAAUGUGUGAAGAAUUUGGAGUUACCCGUGGGAGAGAACUUCACUGAUGAGCUUUGGGCGGAAUGGAUAAAGAUACCUGACCAUUGGAUGAUGAAUGGUGAUGAGCUUCCAACCCUAUGCGGGAACCUCACAGGCGCCAGGCACUGUCCUGCAGGUUACACGUGUCUCUGUGUGGGGCCUAACCCGAACCAUGGCUACACCAAUUUCGAUAAUUUCCUCUGGUCCAUGCUGACAACAUUCCAACUCAUCACCCUGGAUUAUUGGGAGAAUGUAUAUAAUAUGGUGCUAUCAUCGUGUGGUCCAAUGUCUGUGUCUUUUUUCACUGUGGUGGUGUUUUUUGGAUCCUUCUACCUGAUUAACUUGAUGUUGGCUGUCGUAGCGCUCAGCUACGAAGAAGAAUCUCAGAUCACACAGGAGGAAAGAAAGAAAGAUUUGAACGAACACCGCGAAGAUUCAACAUUUAGCUUCGAUCCAUCAUCACUGGCAGUUCGGACCCUAGGAAAAGACAAAAAGAAGAGAAUAGAUGCGAGAAAGGGUCUUUUAUUGGCUUCCUACUCAAGAAAAAGGACACGGAGACGCAAACGAGGCAAGACUGUCCAUCACGCAGUUACAGGACCUGAGGAAGCUAAUAAUAGAUCACGAUCCCGUUCACGGUCGCGGUCAGUGACUCCAAGUGGUUCCCCACCACCAUUACCACCAGUACAACCUCCACCGCCACCACCACAUACAUUACAUCCUGAUAAUGCUUUAGGCCGUGGUGCACUAAGUGUCGCUGGGAGACAGCUUAGUGACCACAGCAACAAUAGGGAAUCCUCUCUUGACGAUUCUGGAGUGGUGGAUGAUCAUGACGAUGGAGAGCACACGUCUGAUGAUCAAGCACCUCAUUCGCUGCCAAGAAGACAUUUGCUCCCACCUCCGCCUCACCCGCCUAUCACUGUUACAAUGAAACUGGAAACAAAGAACCCGGAAUCCAAGAAAAAGAACGGCGCAAAAUCUGAAACGGAAAUUGAUAUAGCGAAAAAAGAGAGAUGUAGCAUUCAAGAACGGUAUCCAUUGAAUCCCGACUACCUCAACCAGAUCGUGGUACUAGGGGCGGACUGGCCAUACAAACACGCGCCCGAACUCCCGCAAGCGGAGGCGACGAAAAUUAAUGAGCUCAGUUUAUUGGCAGCCACGCACAAAACUCAUAUGGGCAAUUACGAGCAAAAUUGCACUUAUUUCACAGAUGAACUCGUGGAUAGAAAUUGUGAGUGCUGCGUCACAUGUUGUAUAGACUAUGAGGGUUGGCUGCAAUUCCAGAAUGGAUUGUAUGAACACCAUGGGAUGAGUGAGAAUGUUAGACAAGCUUUAGAUAUAGGGAAUAAGGUGUUUACUUCUAUUUUUUCUUUAGAGUGUAUUAUGAAAGUGAUGGCAAUGAGCAAAGAUUACUUUGCGUGUGGUUGGAAUAUAUUUGAUUUGAUCAUUGUAUCGGCCAGUCUUUUAGAUCUAAUCUUUGAACUUGUGGAUGGGCUGUCUGUUUUGAGAGGUUUGCGAUUGUUACGAGUAUUAAAGUUAGCUCAAUCAUGGACAACAAUGAAAGUAUUGUUGAGUAUAAUAAUAUCAACUAUAGGUGCUCUCGGAAACCUUACUUUCGUGUUAGUUAUAGUGAUAUACAUAUUCGCCGUUAUCGGUAUGCAGUUGUUUUCAAAAUCAUAUACACCGGAUAAGUUUGACCCAGACCCAGUGCCAAGGUGGAACUUCAACGAUUUUUUUCAUUCAUUCAUGAUGAUUUUUCGAAUUCUCUGUGGUGAGUGGAUAGAGCCUCUAUGGGACUGUAUGAGAGCGGAGCAGGCAAGCGGUGCCGAAAGCUGUUUCUUUAUAUUCCUUCCCGCACUUGUUAUGGGCAAUUUCAUGGUACUAAAUCUCUUUCUUGCCUUGCUGCUCAAUAGUUUUAACAGCGAAGAGUUGAAGAAUAGGAAAGAAGAAGUCGGAGAGGAUUCAAAGUUAGCCAAAAGUUUCGAUAGAUUACGUUCAAUAGUGAGAAAAAAAGGUUUCCUUAUAUCCAAAAGUAAAGAGACUGAGAAGAAAUCCAAGUUAGAAGAGUUAGUCAACGAAUUCAUGUUGCAACAUCGCACCAUGAAGGAGGCAAAAACCUCAAUUCCAAGUGAACAGCGCUUUUCGGGGUCCAUUCAGGAAACCAUACUAUUUCCCCACGACAAUAUCUAUAGUCAUAGUUAUCAGGAAGCACUUAACAGGCCUAUCUCUGUAGGAUCCGAUUUCGCGUAUCCCAAUCUCUACCAAAUGGGUAACCAUGGCAGCCAAGAAACGCUAAAGGAUGUACGGGAUUUGGCGACUGAACAUAAAAUAACCAGUAUCAGAGAGGAUUCAAAGGAGAACCUCGAUGAUACGACAGACCAAGUUGCCGCUCAGAGGCUUCUCAAUCAGAUGUCUUCGGGAUAUCACACACAACCGUCUGAUUCAAGGGACGACAAUGAACACUACGAAAUGACCCAAAUAUCGUGCAAGACUACACCGGAGAAAUCCCGACGGCAAGAGUUAGCAAAAUUUACCAGAGACAUUAAGAAGCCCGGCGAAGAGGACAUGAAGCGUCCCUGGCAAACCCUGGUCUCAUACGUAGAUGAGUUAACCGUGGGUGGAAGGAAGAACUCACAAGGACAGUACACUGACGCGAUGGGAAAAUUUCCAGGAUUUGGAAAACGGAAAGAACCAAAAGAUCCAGAAAAUUGCUUUCCACGUCAAUGUUAUAAAGCGUGUUCGUGUUGGGACGCCUGCAUACAAACAAAGUUAGGCCAGAAGUGGAUGUUCAUUCGCACAUACAUCCUUCGUUACGUGGACACACCCGCGUUCGAAUGGUUCGUGUUGGUGCUCAUCUUCGCGUCCAGCAUCACUCUGUGUUUCGAAGACAUCCAUUUGGAGAAGAACAUUCCACUCAAGAAAAUAUUGUACUGGACCAAUCUCAGCUUCUGCAUGAUUUUCGUGAUCGAGAUGUUUUUCAAAUGGAUCGCUUUGGGGUUCUACAGAUAUUUUACGAGUUUCUGGACGCUAUUAGAUUUUACGAUAGUUUUUGUUUCAGUGUUUAGUUUAUUGAUAGAGGAGAAUGAGAAUUUAAAAGUGUUACGAUCUUUAAGAACAUUACGGGCCUUGAGACCUCUGAGAGCGAUUUCAAGAUGGCAAGGCAUGAGGAUUGUAGUUAAUGCGCUAAUGUAUGCAAUACCUAGUAUUUUCAAUGUACUACUGGUGUGUCUAGUGUUUUGGUUAAUCUUUUCGAUAAUGGGAGUGCAGUUUUUUGGCGGGAAGUUUUUUAAAUGUGUGGAUGAGGACGGAGAUUUGUUACCCUUAGAGAUAGUUAAUGACAAGUGGGAGUGUUAUUAUAACAACUUUUCAUGGAUAAAUUCUAAGAUAUCUUUCGACCACGUUGGUAUAGCAUACUUAGCAUUAUUCCAAGUGGCAACUUUCGAGGGUUGGAUGGAGGUAAUGGCUGACGCAGUGGACGCCAGAGGAGUAGACCUUCAACCGGCGAGAGAAGCCAACAUCUACGCCUACAUUUACUUCAUAAUAUUCAUUGUAUGCGGAUCAUUCUUCACACUUAAUCUAUUUAUAGGAGUUAUUAUAGAUAACUUCAAUAUGCUCAAAAAGAAGUACGAGGGAGGCGUGCUAGAGAUGUUUCUGACGGAAAGCCAGAAGCAUUAUUACACCGCGAUGAAGAAAUUGGGCAGAAAAAAGCCACAGAAAGUAAUAAAGAGGCCGAGGAAUCAAUUUUUAGCGAUGUUUUACGAUUUGUCGAAUUCGCGUAGAUUUGAAAUAGCGAUUUUCGUAUUGAUAUUCUUGAAUAUGCUCACGAUGGGCAUAGAGCAUUAUGACCAACCGCAUUCCGUUUUCUUCGUGCUAGAAGUUAGUAACGCGUUUUUUACAACGGUUUUCGGAUUAGAGGCAAUAGUAAAAAUUAUAGGUCUAAGGUAUCAUUAUUUCACGGUCCCGUGGAACGUAUUCGACUUUCUUCUAGUCUUGGCCUCAAUAUUAGGUAUAUUAAUGGAGGAUAUCAUGAUCGAUUUACCGAUAUCGCCCACGCUUUUACGAGUAGUACGAGUUUUUCGCAUAGGAAGAAUUUUAAGACUGAUUAAAGCCGCUAAGGGCAUUAGAAAACUACUAUUCGCACUGGUCGUGUCUCUACCGGCCCUCUUCAACAUCGGUGCCUUGCUAUCAUUGAUAACGUUUAUCUACGCUAUCAUCGGGAUGUCUUUGUUCGGCCACGUGAAAGAGCAAGGUGCAUUAGAUGAUAUCGUCAAUUUUCAAACGUUUGGUAGGAGUAUGCAGUUACUUUUUCGUCUAAUGACAUCAGCGGGAUGGAACGAUGUCCUAGAAUCGCUUAUGAUUCAGCCCCCAGACUGCGAACUCGGUGAUCACGGCCACUCAAAUGGAAACUGCGGAAGCCCCCUCUUAGCGAUCACAUACUUCACUUCAUUCAUUAUUAUUAGCUAUAUGAUUGUGAUAAACAUGUACAUAGCGAUAAUUCUAGAGAAUUUUAACCAAGCUCAUCAAGAGGAAGAGAUUGGUAUAGUUGAAGAUGACCUUGAAAUGUUUUAUAUUCGAUGGUCUAAGUACGACCCCCACGCAACACAAUUCAUAAGUUUUGCUCAACUUUCAGACUUUAUAGCGUCUUUAGAUCCCCCUCUAGGUAUAUCUAAACCAAAUACAGUAGCGCUAGUCAGUUUUAACCUACCCAUUGCAAGGGGUAACAAAAUCCAUUGUUUAGACAUAUUACAUGCCCUUGUGAAGCAUGUGUUAGGGCACGUGGAGGAAACAGAUACAUUCCGACAGCUUCAAGAGCAGAUGGAUAUUAAGUUCAAGAAACAAUUUCCGACAAGGAAGGAAUUGGAAAUCGUUUCUUCUACGAGAAUAUGGAAGAGGGAGGAUAAGGCGGCGCGCACGGUGCAACGGACGUGGAGGGAUUACCAGAAGCGUAAAAAUCGCAGCCCAUCGCAAGAGGAGGAGAGUACUAAAUGGUCACCCGGCGGUGGUUGGGGUGGCCGACUUAGUGCCUUGCUCCACGUACGAAGGGGAUCACACGCUUCAAGCAGGAAGUCUUCUAGAGCCUCUGACGCCUCCGAUAUCAGCGAGAUCGGAGGCGCAUGGCUCAAUCUGCCGCUAUUAUUACUACCUGGAGCGCCACCAGGUGACCAGGCUAGCGGUUCAGAGGGACCUCCCCCACGACGGAGGUCAGCGUACGGUUUGCCACUAUUUCUUCGUCAUCAAGACGCCGUAGAUGAAGACGGUGGCCCGAAACGAGCAGGUUCCCUUCGGUUAACGUCCCGAAAUUCCGCGCGACGAGCCACAACCCCAGCGAGAGUUUGCACUCCAUCGCCCAACGCGAACAGUUUAGUCAGUAUUUUAGUCACCGAGGCGUCUCCGGACGCCGUCCCACCCCCUUCGGCACCCCCCACCGUCGUCAAAGUAUUAGUACACAGAGAGAGCGACGAACAACCCAGCUGA